UGAUUCCAGGUAUGGAAGUUUGGAAGAGAAGCCCUUGGCUGAACUGAAGAAGAUUGGCAAUUCAAUUCUCUAUCUCUCUCUCCGCUGAACAAUUCCAAUCCAAGUUCAGUUUCGGAAAUUGGUAUGAAUUUGAAAUAGCAAUCGAAGAAGAAGAAGAAGAAGAAGAGUAUGUAAUCAUCCAAAAUUCAAAUUCAGAAAAUAGACGAGAUUUCAUGAUCAAGUUCGUCUACUUCCGACUUUGGUUUUGUUGUUCAAAUUAGUUUCCCCAUUAAAAUUAAAGAAAAUGAUGUCUCCGAGGCAAAAUCCUGAAGAUCGAGCAUCUCCAUCUCAUCUCAGGCAUACCCCCUUACAAAUAAUCCAUAUUAUCGGCAAUUUCAUGAGAAUAUGGUCAAUUUACUCACUGUACCACUACCUAGCUGAGACGGGAGCUUCAGUUGUACUUUUUCUUUUCAUUUGUUUGGUUCCUGCAUCCAUUCUAUUUCUAAUUCUACAAAAGCCUUGGAAGGGCAGGCCUCUUGGAAAUGCACAGGUAGUGCCUUCUAUAAUCAAUGGUGGCAUAACAGCUCUCUAUUUCAUUUUGUGGGGAAAGGGCCUUAAAUCAUGUGGGCCUCUUAGAGCUAUAUUGGCAGAAUAUUCUGGCGCUGUCCUUGGAGUACUUUCUGCGGUAUUGUAUGGGAGGAAGAGCCAUGUUUGGAAAAAGGUAGGUGGCCUUAUAGCGAUGGUGGCCUCUUUUUAUUUAUUAUCUCAAGGCUGGGCCAUGGCAAGAUACUCCCCUUUCUCCAACAAAGAUAGCCUUGAUGCUGAAGUACAGACAGAAGAAGUGUUGGGCAUGACAGCAAUGACGGUUCCAAUUUUUGCUGGAAUCUUAUCAGCACUAAGAAGGGUGAUUGCACGGCGUGUUUCACUCAAGAAUCAACUUAAAAGGCGACUUCAUGCAAUAACUAUUGCGUCUGCAACUUGCUUCCUGUUUCCUGUGGCCAUGUGGGACAUAAUCAUAGGGUCACCUUCAAGUAGCAGUGAUAAGAUGCCAUUCUCUACAUGGGCUUUUCUGAGUACCGUUAUUUUUGGAGUUAUCUUGAUAUUCUAUGUUGAUAGUAUUGCAGAGGAAAGAUUACACAUGGUUUUCUCUUCUCCAAGGCAUUUAAUGGCAGCUGGUGGAUGCAUAAUUGUAAUGGAAAUUGUGUACGGAAUGGACUUCUCUCUUCCAGGCUUCCUAAUUUGCUGCAUAAUUUUAGGUUUUGGGAUAUAUGAGGCAACUUCUUUGGAACGUGGUAAAAAAGAUUCACUUCAAACUACCGAUCUGUCAAAUGGGAUCUUGGGUGACCAAAUUCAGACGUCUUCGCUUCCAACAUAAUCUUACGUGGGUUGGCGUACAUCAUUAGGAAUUGCAUUCGCAGCAGCAUUUGUUACUUUGAUGUUGGAUUUUGAGUCAAUAUUAUUAUCAAACAAGCAGGAAGGAGGGAAAAAACAAAAAAAAACAAAAAAACAAAAAAACAAAAAAAAAAAACGAAAGAAAUCACUCAUGGCAGAGUUCCAGGCAAAUUCUUGAUUGUUAAGAUCGUAUGGAACUUCCAAGAUGUCGAAGGUCGUCGAUCAUGAUCUCAUAUAUUGAUGUAGGCAGUGUCAAUCCCUGACUAACCCACAUUGUGUCCACAUUUCAAUUGUUGAUAAUUUACCGUCAACUAAAGAAAUAUACUUUCGUUUGUACAAAUUUUAGGGUUUAUGAGAUGAUCUGACAAAUAUUUUUUUGUACAAUGUGGUUUUCUUCAAAUGGUAGGUGGAUUUUUUUUGCUACUUAUCGAUAAUCCAUGGCUUUCUUGUUGACCAAUGGAUACUAUCACUGUGAAGUUCUUGAUUUUUCUACAAAUAAAAACUUCAUUUUCUUCUGAA
Ziziphus jujuba (common jujube) is the source of this 1890-nucleotide messenger RNA. RefSeq lists its product as uncharacterized. The record is from RefSeq and is a predicted model, not a curated record. The coding region runs from base 284 to 1354 and encodes 356 amino acids. NCBI's taxonomy places the organism in Eukaryota, Viridiplantae, Streptophyta, Magnoliopsida, Rosales, Rhamnaceae. The transcript is spliced from 11 exons.